This is a messenger RNA of Coregonus sp. 'balchen', 1046 nucleotides long. NCBI's taxonomy places the organism in Eukaryota, Metazoa, Chordata, Actinopteri, Salmoniformes, Salmonidae. The record is from the annotation of a GenBank genome assembly.
AACACUCCUCCCAGAAUGCAAAAUGAGCUCAAACCCCAGCGCAGGAAAGAUGUGGCUAGAAUAACCUUUGACCUGUACAAGAACAACCCUCAGGAUUUCAUUGGCUGUCUGAACGUGAAGGCCACCCUUUAUGGCAUCUAUUCUGUCUCCUAUGAUGUGCGCUGCUACGCUGCCAAGAAGAUGCUGAAGUGAGUGACCUGCGAGUGUGUGUCACUGUCAAAGGUGUGGCGGUGAGACCUAGGAGGAGGUUGUUGAUAUGUUCAGUUGAAUUUUGGAAGGUUAUGUCAUCCGUGCUGAGCGCUGCCGAUUUUCAGCUUUAGCUGAGCGGUUAUGACAGCGAGGAUUAAAUUGUGCAGGGGCGACAAAUAAUGUUUUCUAGGCUCCUUUAUUUUCUGCUUGUAUUGUGCUCUAUGAAAAGUCAGUGGAAAGAGAAUGGAAGUUGUAUCUAAACUAGGAGAGAUCAGGGAGAUGCAGGUUCCAUCCCUGCACUGUGAUUCCCAUCUGUCUGACUCGGGAGUUCACUAAUUUGUUUGUGUUUCUCCAUUUGCCUUACUAUAUGCUUAUCUGUCUAUCGGUUUGCACCUCACCUGUCUGAUCACUGAUCUAGAGUCCAGGUAUUAGUCUAUCUGUCUGACAUCUGUUCCUGUAGGGAGGCUCUGAGAUGGACCCUGUUCUCUAUGCAGGCCACAGGCCACGUCCUCCUGGGCUGCUCCUGCUACAUCGAGCAGCUCCUGGACGAGGAUGACCGGGCAGACAGGGGCCUGCCACCACUGCCACAGGAAGGCAAGAUCAAACAACUACAGAGCAUCCUGAAGGGCAGGACUUCUGUGAUGGGCAAGACUGUUGUUUGACCUAUUCCAAUACUAGUAACAUGCAUCCUUCCCUUCUCCCUAAUAAUCACCCAACUAACUUGAUUGUGCAGGUGAAAGGGAAAGUUCCACCACAUAGCUUGCACCUGUCCAGUCAUGGCAGAUUAGUGAUCACUUCAUGGAAGGGAGAAAGGAAGGAAGGAUGGAUUUUCAGGAUAUUCAAAAAGGGAUUUGACU